Molecule: messenger RNA, 3285 nt
Organism: Seriola dumerili (greater amberjack)
Lineage: Eukaryota; Metazoa; Chordata; Actinopteri; Carangiformes; Carangidae
Product: connector enhancer of kinase suppressor of ras 2-like
Exons: 24
Coding region: 1-3285 (1094 amino acids)
Biological process (GO): regulation of signal transduction
Cellular component (GO): membrane; cytoplasm
Molecular function (GO): protein binding
Source: RefSeq, a predicted model, not a curated record
AUGGCUUUGGUUAUGGAACCUAUAAGUAAAUGGACACCAAAGCAAGUGCUGGACUGGAUGAAAGGUCUGGAUGAUUGUCUCCAGCAGUACGUGAAGAGUUUUGAGCGGGAGCAGAUGGGGGGAGAGCAGCUGCUGCACAUCACCCAUCAGGAGCUGGAAGAACUGGGCGUCACCAGAAUAGGACAUCAGGAGCUCAUCCUGGAAGCUGUCGACCUCCUCUGCGCCCUGAACUACGGCCUAGAGACAGAGAACCUCCGCACUUUGUCCCACAAGCUAAACGCUUCAGCAAAGAACCUCCAGAACUUCAUCCUGGGCCGGCGGAGGGGCGGACACUACGAUGGACGAGCUUCCCGGAGGCUACCCAAUGAUUUCCUUACCUCAGUGGUGGACCUGAUUGGUGCAGCCAAGAACCUUCUUGCCUGGCUUGACAGGUCUCCAUUUGCCAGUGUGACAGAGUAUUCAUUACUGAAGAACAACAUCGUGCAGCUCUGCCUAGAAUUAACUACCAUCGUACAACAGGAUUGCACUGUGUAUGAGACAGAGAAUAAGAUUCUCCAUGUGUGUAAGACCUUAGCAGGGAUAUGCGACCACAUCAUCUCUCUGUCAUCAGACUCUCUGGUCUCUCAGUCUGCCCAUCUGGAGGUGGUCCACCUUACCAGCAUCAUGCCCAGUGAAGGGCUGGGGAUGUACAUCAAAUCGACAUAUGAUGGACUCCACGUUAUCACCGGAACCACAGAGAAUUCUCCAGCAGACCAGUGUAAGAAGAUCCAUGCGGGGGAUGAGGUGAUCCAAGUCAACCAUCAGACAGUGGUGGGCUGGCAGCUGAAGAACCUGGUGAACGCUCUGAGAGAGGACCCAUGCGGAGUCAUCCUCACGCUGAAGAAGAGGCCCCAGAACACCCUGAGCUCCACACCGGCUCUGCUCAGGAACGUCCGCUGGAAACCACUGGGCCUGCAGCCGGUCCCCACCAGCCCCACCAGCACUUCCCCAACACCCGGUGGAACUUUAGGCAUGUCCAAAAUGGACGCCCCCAGCAUGCAGGACGUCUAUAUCCUCUCUCCUGUCUCCGGACUCUACAGCACCAGGGAGGAGCUGGGUCUCAUGUCAUGUGACGACAUCAGCCGCUACAGCGUGAGCUCCCAGUCCGGCUCCAAAGGUUCAGAGGCAGUCAGCUACUACCUGGACCAGGACAGCGGUCAGUACUUCUCCUUGUUAGAGGGAGAUGGACCCCCAGGGCCUGACUAUGACAGGGGCCGCAAUACAGGGGUUCGUCGGCGGGACAAGACCCCCACCCAUGGUGACCUCAGACCUGUUUCCAUGCCUCCCGAAUAUAACUGGAUGGCCGAGGCCAAGGAACCCAGCAUGGGCAAGAGAGGGAGCCGAGAUUCGGACAACUCCCUGCUGCGUUACCUUAGCGACGACAAGAUCCUGGUGAUCGAGGAGGAACCCGAGGGUCCAGGCAGAGAGAGCCGGCGGGAUUCCACCAGACGCUCUCGGCGCAAGAGCCGCAAUCCCAGCAGCCCUAGCUUUCCCAUCAGUCCCUCCAUGCUGUCCUCCACCCUGCGCCUUGACCAGCCGCCAGACGCUUUGCCUCGAGGUGCAGACACACUGCGAGCAGACACAACAGACAGGUACUCGGGCUCAGGAAGCUCAGGAGGGGCCUCCAUGAGGAAGUCUUUCCAUUACACCUCUCUAAGAACGAAAACCAAAAAGAGAAGUAAAGGUUCCCUCACUAGUGCCAGUCGAAGGAGAAUCUCCUGUAAGGACCUGGGCCACGGUGACUGUGAAGGCUGGCUGUGGAAGAAGAAGGACGCCAAAGGCUACUUCACUCAGAAAUGGAGGAAAUACUGGUUUAUCCUCAAAGAGUCCUGCCUCUACUGGUACACAAACCAAAAUGACGAGAAGGCUGAGGGCUUCAUCAGCCUCCCUGAGUUCAGAAUAGACCGAGCCAUAGAGUGCAGACGGAAAUUUGCCUUCAAAGCCUGUCAUCCCAAAAUCAAGAGCUUCUUCUUCGCCACAGAUUGUCUUGAAGAAAUGAACAGGUGGAUGAACCGACUGGGGUUAGCUGCUAUUGGCUACACACCAGAUGACAAGGUGCCACGCCCUGAUGAAGACUACUGGAGUGAGAGUGAUCAAGACGAGGUCGACGGCUCGAUGACACUCAAACAGGAGGGACCCUCAUCCCUCUGUGAUACUUAUCACCGCACACCAUCAGUCAAUUCUUCUAGCCCCUUCCCGGAGCCCAAGCACGGCCGACACUUCUCCAGCGAGUCCACACACUCCCACUCCUCAGCUGAGGACCAGCGUGGAGACGGUAUGGGCAUGGGCACGGGCACAGGCAGCACCAGUACACACUCAUCCGGCUGCCGCUCUUCCCAUCGUGAGCGUCGUUCCUGGCAGGACCUCAUUGAGACCCCUCUGACCAGCGCGGGGCUGCACUUCCUCCAGACGGCGCCGGGGGAGAAUGAUUACGGAGGCCUAAUGGGGACCAUGGCCGGAGACAUGGGGCUCUACGGAGGCCUGGGCAGACAGGGCAUGUCCCCGGAGAGACGCAGGCAGGCCACUCUGCCCGUACGGAGACAUCACGCCGCAGAGAGGGACAGGGAGCGGGACGGGCCCUUUCCUCUGGAGCGGGGGCCACACACACACAGUCACACACACCGACGCUCCCACAAGCAGCGGAGCCAGAGUCUGCCCAGGAACAGGGACCCAAUGCCAGGAAAGCUGCUACACACCUCAGCUCAUAUGGAGGAGAGGAGCGAGGAUGAAGAGGCAGAGGGGCAGGCUGGAGAUAUGUUCGAGGGUGAGGAGGACCUGCGGGAGUUGAGAGUUGAGAGCAGAGAGAGGAGGGUGUCAGAAGGAAGGGAGCGGCGGGUGUCAGAGGGCCGUGAGCCAGAGCCAUUAGAUGGUCUAGAGCAGCUGUACCGGGCCUUGGAGCAAGCUAACGUGACGGCCCUAGGAGACCCCAGACCUUGUAGCAGGCAAGAGCUUCGACGCUGUUUCACCCAGAGAGCCAGGGACCCUCUGCUCAACGACAGGCUACACCGGGUGCGAGCCCUCCGCAGCACCUUGAAGGCCAAAGAGUCAGAGCUGGCAGUAAUCUGUGCCCUCCUGGAGGACCCUGGCCUGUGCUCCCAGACCUUCAGAGAGUGGAAGCAGUGGCACAGCGAGCUCUACUCAGACAUCUGCCAGCUCAGCCCCGGCACCAACGGCCAGGACGACCUGUCCCCGCUGGCUGCACCUCUCAUGACCCACACACACUCCUUCAUUGAGACACACGUGUGA